UCUUCUUCUUCUUCAUCUUCAAAUUAUAUCUUUCAGUUAUGGAGGAAAAUCUGCCUCCUGGGUUCAGAUUUCACCCAACUGAUGAAGAACUCAUUUCAUAUUAUCUCACUCAAAAACUUUCUGAUUCUUCUUUCACCUCUAAAGCAAUUGGAAUUGUGGAUCUUAACAAGAAUGAACCUUGGGAUCUCCCAGCAAAAGCUACGAUGGGAGAGAAAGAAUGGUACUUUUUUAGCUUGCGAGAUCGAAAAUACCCAACCGGGCUCCGGACCAAUCGAGCGACAGAGGCGGGUUAUUGGAAGACGACAGGAAAAGACAAGGAAAUCUUUGGCACUGGUCAUGUUUUGGUUGGAAUGAAAAAAACUCUUGUGUUUUACAAGGGAAGAGCUCCUAGGGGUGAGAAAAGCAAUUGGGUUAUGCACGAAUACCGCCAACAAAAUAAUCAUUUCUUCAAACCCUCUAAGGAAGAAUGGGUAGUUUGCAGGGUAUUUCAGAAGCAAAAUACACCCAAAAAACCACAACAAUCAUCAUCCUCUCAACCUUCCCCCUCAUCUCCUUGUGAUACAAACUCAAUUGUGAAUGAAUAUGGUGACAUUGAAUUAUCAAACUUCAACAAUAAUAACAACACAUCAUCAUCUGGUAAUAAUUUCACCAAUAAUAUUAUUUCUUCUCAAACAUAUGAAAACAACAACAUGAUCAAUAAUAAUAAUAAUAAUAUGAUGAAUAUGAACUUGAACUUGAAUAAUUGGGCUUCACCAACCAAUUAUGAUCAUCAAACCCUAAUUCCUUCACUUUCAUGGCCACUUAAUUCCAAUCUUCUAAGUUCAAAUAAUCUUUCUAUGAAUUCUCUUCUUCUCAAGGCAUUGCAACUUAGAACCUUUCAACAACAAAGGGAUCAUAAUGUUUUGGCUUCUUCUUCUUCUACUACUUUUAAUAAUAUUAAUCAUGAUCAAGCCAAUACUAUUCAUUCUCAAUUUGGAACAACCACUGACCAUUUGAGCUUCCAACCUUCUUCCUCCUCUAAAGUUUUUGAGCCUUCAUCACAACAACAACAACAACAGGAGCAACCAUUGAAUUUGGACUCCCUAUGGUGAAAAUUUCCCCACACAACUUUGUUCCAAUUAAUGUGUAUGUGAGAUGUAAUGUGACUAACCCAACCCUCUUCUUAAAACUUUGUAAUAUGUCAGUUUUUCAA
Benincasa hispida (wax gourd) is the source of this 1192-nucleotide messenger RNA. RefSeq names its product NAC domain-containing protein 77. Gene Ontology annotation, molecular function: DNA binding. Lineage: Eukaryota; Viridiplantae; Streptophyta; Magnoliopsida; Cucurbitales; Cucurbitaceae. The record is from RefSeq and is a predicted model, not a curated record. Gene Ontology annotation, biological process: regulation of DNA-templated transcription.